AUGAGUGGACACUCGAACGCGACAAUCUGGCAAUCGAUCAGGGGCAACCCCAAGGUCUUGUUCAUCGCCUUGUUCGCCUCGUCUCUGGACAUAACGCUGAGACUCUACCAAGCUAACCCUUGCAUGUANGGCCAGUCAUUGGUCAUGACCCGAUUCACUGAGAAUUUUCCUUCCGUUGUUAAAUCUGCUGGAGCCACCGGUUGGCUUACUUCGGUCCUCCAACUCGGUGGUCUUCUCGGAUCGCUUACAGCUGGUGUUUUGAGCGAGCUCAUCUCAAGAAAAUACACCAUGUUUGUGGCCUGCUGUUGGGUCAUCUUGGGCAGUUUUCUCUAUGUCGGUGCUCAGCCUGGUACACCAUCACUUCUGUAUGCCGGCAGAUUCUUUACUGGUGUUGGCGUUGGACUUUUCAGUGGUGUUGGACCUCUGUACAAUGCUGAACUUUCGGCUCCUCACAUGAGAGGAAUGCUUGUAUCGUUUUACCAACUCGCAACAAUUCUUGGUAUCAUGCUUUCUUUCUGGGUUGGAUACGGCGCCAACUACAUCGGUGGCACCGGCGAAGGCCAGUCGAAUCUCGCAUGGCGUCUCCCUUCUAUCAUUCAGGGCAUUCCCGCUGUCUGUCUUGCUGUUGGCAUCUGGUUCAUGCCAUUCUCACCCAGAUGGCUGGUUAAGAUGGGCCGUGAUGAUGAAGCCAGAAACACGCUCGCUUGGCUGCGCAAACUCCCAAUCGACCACGAUGAAGUCGACGCCGAAUACCUCGAGAUCAAAGCGGAAGCACUGUUCGAACAGAAGGCAUUUGCUCGUGACUUCCCUGCUCUUGCUGAGCAAGGCCAGAACCGCCUCAAGCAUCAAUUCGCACAGUACCGUAUGUGCUUCAAAACGAUGGACAACUUCAAGCGCAUCUGUACCGCAUGGCUUGUCAUGUUCUGGCAGCAGUGGUCUGGUAUUGACGCAAUUAUUUACUAUGCAUCGAACGUCUUCAUUAGUCUCGGCCUUACAGGUGGCACAAAUGCUCUGUUGGCCACCGGUGUCACUGGAGUAGUCUUCCUCAUCAGCACUAUUCCUGCCAUGUUGAUCAUUGACCGAGUGGGUCGUAAGCCCAUGUUGCUGGUAGGCUCUGUCGUCAUGGGAGUCUGUAUGAUUAUCGUCGGCAUCAUCGUAGCCAAAUUCAGUCACGACUGGCCUGCUCACGUCGCCGCUGGUUGGACUGCAGUCGCUCUCAUCUGGGUCUAUAUCGCAGGCUUCGGAGCAACAUGGGGCCCUGUGUCCUGGACGCUCGUUUCCGAGAUCUUCCCUCUCUCUAUCAGGNNAGCAAAGGGCGCUUCAAUCGGUGCCUCAUCAAACUGGCUCAACAACUUCGCUAUUGCUUUCUUCGUUCCCCCCAUGUUGAAAGCAUGGCAUUGGGGCACAUACAUCUUCUUCAGCGUCUUCCUUGCCGGCGCUAUUGUGUGGGUGUGGUUCUGCCUUCCUGAGACCAAGAAUGCCACUCUGGAAGAGAUGGACCGUGUCUUCAACAGUCAGGCUGGUGAAAGAGACGCCGCACUUCUUAGAGAAGCCAAACAGGAGGUCAGCAUGCUUGCGAUCAAGGUGGAGAAGGGUGAAAAGGGUCAUGUAGAGGAGAUAAUGGUCUGA
Aureobasidium musti is the source of this 1629-nucleotide messenger RNA. The record is from the annotation of a GenBank genome assembly. Lineage: Eukaryota; Fungi; Ascomycota; Dothideomycetes; Dothideales; Saccotheciaceae.